Messenger RNA from Didymodactylos carnosus, 918 nucleotides. The record is from the annotation of a GenBank genome assembly. Lineage: Eukaryota; Metazoa; Rotifera; Eurotatoria; Philodinida; Philodinidae.
GGAUUUCUGUUGCAAUUUUUUGCACGGUACUUCGACUCGGAAAACUAUAUACUCUUUCAACCAUAUUACUUGUGUCUGUACUCGGUGGUGACGGUGUCCGUCGAGGAAGUGCAUCGUCUAAUGUUACCAGAAAUUCAGUCUUUUGAUGGCAAUAAAUGGUAUUUAGCGUUUUGUUUAAAUGAAUUUGAUUCAACGUGGGAAUUGAAUAAAACAGGUAGCUAACUUAUAAUGGUUUUCUAAAGUUCAACGAAACUAACCAAAGUUUAUUUUUUUGUUCAGGAGAUAGUUUAGACUUUAUUAAACCGGAUGACAAGCCACUAGAACUUUUUCGUCCAAAUUUUGAUGCUAAUGGAAAAAUGAUUAGCCUUACUAAUUUACAUACUCAAAUAGAAGUUAAACUUAACGAACAAAAAUGUAGUGAUGAAUAUCCAUGUGGACUUAGUCAGACUUGUUUAGACAAGAAAUUAGCACAAAAAAAGGAGAAAAGAAAGCAACAAAUGCGACUGGAAAACAUUGAUUACGAAACCGUAGCUCUAGCCAACCUUUGUCGAAAAAAGAAAAGUGAACCAAAAACGUUCUUAUUACAAGCUUCCACCACUAUACAAAAACCGAUUAAAACAAAAUCUUAUGUUAAAGUAUCGUCAAAGAUGAGCAUGGACAAAAUACAAAAUCCUUAUCAAAUCACCAGUUCGGUUGUCACAAAAUCUUCCCCACUACAGAAAUUUCCAUCACCACCGCAAGCAAAAAUCCCGAUAUCAUCAUCCAUACCAAUCUCAAAACUGAAGCGACCAGUAACAUUAGACGAUGCACUUCCUCGACGGACACCGUCACCACCGAGUACAGACACAAGUAAUAUGGUUGAAAGAGUAUAUAGUUUUCCGAGUCGAAGUACCGUGCAAAAAAUUGCAACAGAAAUCC